Molecule: messenger RNA, 708 nt
Organism: Paramecium primaurelia
Lineage: Eukaryota; Ciliophora; Oligohymenophorea; Peniculida; Parameciidae
Source: the annotation of a GenBank genome assembly
AUGCAUAAGCCAAUUACUCCAACUAAAUCAUAAUCUCCAUAUAAUUCAGGUAAAAAGAAUCCAGAUUACAUUAAUCCUACAUUUGUUAGUCAAGCUGUGUUUCAAGACAACUAAUCAUAAAAUAAGGCUUUGUAACAUGGACAUACAAAAUAAAAUAAUUGUUAUUACACAUAUUAUAAUUAAUCUUAAAAAAUAUAAAUUGAAAAGACUUAAGGAACAAUUGAAAAAUAGCGAUAUGGAAAUAUUUUGAAGUUUGAAGAAAAGCGAUUUGAAACAAAUGAGAAAAACUAUUUUAUUGAUAGGAAAAAGUAAUUAUCUUAACAUGAACUCACUCCUGAUUACUCACUCAAUCGUAUAAAACGGAAUAGUUAAAUUGAACUCAAUAUGUCUUGGAACAAUGGAGUUUAGGAUCAUUAAAUCAAAUAAGAUAUCAAAAAGGAUGAAAAAAGAAAACUUUACACUGAAAUAGAGUAAACAGAGUAAUUUUAUUCAUCAGUUAAAGAGAUUAAUCAAUCUGUUAAAGAUUUUAAAGCAUAAAGCUAUUUAAGAGGAUUACAAUUAUAGAAUAGACACAAUUAAUAUUUAAAGGAAGUAGAAAAAACUAAAAAGUUAGAAGAAGAAAUCAUAAGAUCCCAGGAACUCAAAAUAUAAGAAUUAAGGAGAUAGUAAGAAUAACUAAGUAUAGCUAAAUCAAAAUUUACUAAAUGA